This is a messenger RNA of Dipodomys spectabilis (banner-tailed kangaroo rat), 2338 nucleotides long. RefSeq names its product junctophilin 2 (gene Jph2). The record is from RefSeq and is a predicted model, not a curated record. NCBI's taxonomy places the organism in Eukaryota, Metazoa, Chordata, Mammalia, Rodentia, Heteromyidae. Bases 175 to 2259 code for a protein of 694 amino acids. Gene Ontology annotation, cellular component: junctional membrane complex; endoplasmic reticulum membrane; plasma membrane. The transcript is spliced from 6 exons.
UGGCACCCACCAGCGCCCCCAGCGCUCGCCUGGCUGCCGGGCUCUGUCUGCCUGCACUGACCUGUGGCUUCUGCCCUCCUGGGGCGCGGUGGUGAGUCUGGGGGCCUGCAGAGCCUCGGGGACCCCCGCACCCCCACCCUGCACCCCAAGCUGGAGGACGGGGGCGAGGAUGCGAUGAGCGGGGGUCGCUUUGACUUUGACGAUGGCGGGGCGUACUGCGGGGGCUGGGAGGGGGGCAAGGCGCACGGCCACGGCCUGUGCACCGGCCCCAAGGGCCAGGGCGAGUACUCGGGCUCCUGGAACUUCGGCUUUGAAGUGGCGGGCGUCUACACCUGGCCCAGCGGGAACACCUUCGAGGGCUACUGGAGCCAGGGCAAGAGGCACGGGCUGGGCAUAGAGACCAAGGGGCGCUGGCUCUACAAGGGCGAGUGGACGCACGGCUUCAAGGGGCGCUACGGCACGCGGCAGAGCUCCAGCAGCGGCGCCAAGUAUGAGGGCACCUGGAACAACGGCCUGCAGGACGGCUAUGGCACGGAGACCUAUGCGGACGGAGGAACCUACCAGGGCCAGUUCACCAACGGCAUGCGGCACGGCUACGGCGUGCGGCAGAGCGUCCCCUACGGGCUGGCGGUGGUGGUGCGCUCGCCGCUGCGCACGUCGCUGUCGUCGCUGCGCAGCGAGCACAGCAACGGCACGCUGGGCCCCGACUCGCCGGGCUCGCCGGCCUCCGACGGCCCGGCGCUGCCCUCCCCGGCCAUCCCGCGCGGCGGCUUCGCGCUCAGCCUGCUGGCCAGCGGGGAGGCGGCGGCGGCGGCGGCGCGGGGCCCGGGCGGCCUCUUCCGACGGGGCGCGCUGCUGGGCGCGCUGCGGCGCUCCGAGUCCCGCUCGUCGCUGGGCAGCCAGCGCAGCCGCGUCAGCUUCCUCAAGGGCGAGCUGAGCUCGGGCGCCAGCGACAACGCCUCCACCGCCAGCCUGGGCGAGGGCGCCGAGGGCGCCGACGAGGACGCCGCCGCCGCCGCCGCGCCCUUCGAGGCCGACAUCGACGCCACCACCACCGAGACCUACAUGGGCGAGUGGAAGAGCGACAAGCGCUCGGGCUUCGGCGUGAGCGAGCGCUCCAGCGGCCUGCGCUACGAGGGCGAGUGGCUGGACAACCUGCGCCACGGCUACGGCUGCACCACGCUGCCCGACGGCCGCCGCGAGGAGGGCAAGUACCGCCACAACGUGCUGGUCAAGGGCACCCGGCGCCGCGUGCUGCCGCUCAAGAGCGCCAAGGUCCGCCAGAAGGUGGACCACGCCGUCGAGGGGGCCCAGCGCGCCGCCGCCAUCGCGCGCCAGAAGGCCGAGAUCGCCGUCUCCAGGACCAGCCAUGCCAAGGCCAAAGCUGAGGCUGCAGACCAGGCUGCCCUGGCCGCCAACCAGGAGUCUACCAUUGCCCGUACGCUGGCCAGGGAGCUGGCUCCGGACUUCUACCAGCCAGGCCCCGAGUACCAGAAGCGGCGGCUGCUGCAGGAGAUCCUGGAGAACGCGGAGGGGCUGCUGGAGCCGCCGGCGCGCGGCGCCCCGGAGCGAGCCCGCGAGAGCCCGCAGCUGCACGAGCGCGAGAGCCCGCGCCCCGAGGGCGAGGGCGGCGCCCCGGCCGCGUCCCCCGCCGCGUCCCCGGCCGCCACGCCGCCGCAGCCCAAGCGGCCCCGGCCCGGGGCGCCCGCGGGCGGCCUGCUGAGCCCGGGCGCCUGGAACGGGGAGCCGGGCGCCGAGGCCGCCCCGAGCCCGGGCCCGGGCCGCCGCGGCCCCGCGCGGCCCGCGGAGCACAUGGCCAUCGAGGCGCUGCGCCCGCCGCCCGCCGCGCCGGCCGAGCCCGAGGUGGCGCUGUACCGGGGCUACCACAGCUACGCCGUGCGCACCGGGCCGCCCGCGCCGCCCCCCGACGACGACGAGCCCGCGGCCGCCGCGCCGCCGGCCCCCGAGCCCGCGCCCGAGCCGCCGCCGCCCGCGCCCGCGCCCGCGCCCGCGCCCGAGCCCCCCGCCAGGCUGGAGCCCAAGCCCAUCGCGCCCAAGGCCGAGCCCAGGGCCCGCGCGCGCAAGGCCGAGCCCCGGGGCUCCGGCAAGGCCGCCGCCAAGAAGAAGGCGCGGAAGGACGCGGCGCUGGCGGCCGAGGCUGAAGUGGAGGUGGAAGAGGUCCCCAACACCGUCCUGAUCUGCAUGGUGAUCCUGCUGAACAUCGGCCUGGCCAUUCUCUUCGUUCACCUCCUGACCUGAGCCUCCUCUUCCAGGUGACCAAGGAGGACUGCACUCCAGACCUGGAGCCCUGGUGCCAGCCCGCAUCCAUGCCUCCGAC